Messenger RNA from Nymphalis io (European peacock), 609 nucleotides. RefSeq lists its product as uncharacterized. The record is from RefSeq and is a predicted model, not a curated record. NCBI's taxonomy places the organism in Eukaryota, Metazoa, Arthropoda, Insecta, Lepidoptera, Nymphalidae. Bases 4 to 609 code for a protein of 201 amino acids. The transcript has a single exon.
ACAAUGAAGACUUUCGUUUGUGUUCUUCUAUUCGCAGCUGCAGUUGUGGCUGAACCACCUCAGUACAGGCAGGUGAGAUUCAGGUCACAAAAGCAAGAAACGGAAAGUCAAGGAUUUGAUACAGGCGCAGCACCUUACCCAGCAGCGGGCUACAGGCCAACAAAGGAAUUUAACUUGCCCUCUCGUCAGGAAUUUUCCCCACCAGCAACUAAUUACGGAAUUCCUGCCGAUAGUUACGGUGCUCCAUUUAACACAUAUUUGACUCCGCAAACUGAGUAUGGAGUACCGCAAGAAGAAAGCGACAAGGGCCCAAAAGACGAUGAAAAGGAAGAAGUAGAAAAUGUUGGAAACACGAAAAAUGAAGAACAAAAAGAGAACCUCCAAGAGGAACCUAAAAAAGAUGCCGAAGUAGUAAGUGCUCAAGGAGCUUACUAUGUCCUACUGCCCGGAUCUCAGCUCCAAAGAGUGCAAUUUCAAACUGAAAACGAUGUUCGUAAUAUGGCGUACACUGCUCGACUUCAAUACAGAAACGAAGAUCGUGCUCCAAUUUUCGUUUAUACUGCAGUACCUCAAUAUCAAUCAGCGGCCUACGUUCAACUGUUUAAAUAA